Homo sapiens (human) is the source of this 9561-nucleotide messenger RNA. It is a transcript of the gene ALDH2, whose product is annotated as aldehyde dehydrogenase 2 family member. Bases 51 to 1604 code for a protein of 517 amino acids. Gene Ontology annotation, biological process: ethanol catabolic process. Gene Ontology annotation, molecular function: aldehyde dehydrogenase (NAD+) activity; medium-chain fatty aldehyde dehydrogenase (NAD+) activity; succinate-semialdehyde dehydrogenase (NAD+) activity. NCBI's taxonomy places the organism in Eukaryota, Metazoa, Chordata, Mammalia, Primates, Hominidae. The record is from RefSeq and is marked reviewed. Gene Ontology annotation, cellular component: mitochondrion; mitochondrial matrix. The transcript has 13 exons.
GAGACCCUAGCUCUGCUCUCGGUCCGCUCGCUGUCCGCUAGCCCGCUGCGAUGUUGCGCGCUGCCGCCCGCUUCGGGCCCCGCCUGGGCCGCCGCCUCUUGUCAGCCGCCGCCACCCAGGCCGUGCCUGCCCCCAACCAGCAGCCCGAGGUCUUCUGCAACCAGAUUUUCAUAAACAAUGAAUGGCACGAUGCCGUCAGCAGGAAAACAUUCCCCACCGUCAAUCCGUCCACUGGAGAGGUCAUCUGUCAGGUAGCUGAAGGGGACAAGGAAGAUGUGGACAAGGCAGUGAAGGCCGCCCGGGCCGCCUUCCAGCUGGGCUCACCUUGGCGCCGCAUGGACGCAUCACACAGGGGCCGGCUGCUGAACCGCCUGGCCGAUCUGAUCGAGCGGGACCGGACCUACCUGGCGGCCUUGGAGACCCUGGACAAUGGCAAGCCCUAUGUCAUCUCCUACCUGGUGGAUUUGGACAUGGUCCUCAAAUGUCUCCGGUAUUAUGCCGGCUGGGCUGAUAAGUACCACGGGAAAACCAUCCCCAUUGACGGAGACUUCUUCAGCUACACACGCCAUGAACCUGUGGGGGUGUGCGGGCAGAUCAUUCCGUGGAAUUUCCCGCUCCUGAUGCAAGCAUGGAAGCUGGGCCCAGCCUUGGCAACUGGAAACGUGGUUGUGAUGAAGGUAGCUGAGCAGACACCCCUCACCGCCCUCUAUGUGGCCAACCUGAUCAAGGAGGCUGGCUUUCCCCCUGGUGUGGUCAACAUUGUGCCUGGAUUUGGCCCCACGGCUGGGGCCGCCAUUGCCUCCCAUGAGGAUGUGGACAAAGUGGCAUUCACAGGCUCCACUGAGAUUGGCCGCGUAAUCCAGGUUGCUGCUGGGAGCAGCAACCUCAAGAGAGUGACCUUGGAGCUGGGGGGGAAGAGCCCCAACAUCAUCAUGUCAGAUGCCGAUAUGGAUUGGGCCGUGGAACAGGCCCACUUCGCCCUGUUCUUCAACCAGGGCCAGUGCUGCUGUGCCGGCUCCCGGACCUUCGUGCAGGAGGACAUCUAUGAUGAGUUUGUGGAGCGGAGCGUUGCCCGGGCCAAGUCUCGGGUGGUCGGGAACCCCUUUGAUAGCAAGACCGAGCAGGGGCCGCAGGUGGAUGAAACUCAGUUUAAGAAGAUCCUCGGCUACAUCAACACGGGGAAGCAAGAGGGGGCGAAGCUGCUGUGUGGUGGGGGCAUUGCUGCUGACCGUGGUUACUUCAUCCAGCCCACUGUGUUUGGAGAUGUGCAGGAUGGCAUGACCAUCGCCAAGGAGGAGAUCUUCGGGCCAGUGAUGCAGAUCCUGAAGUUCAAGACCAUAGAGGAGGUUGUUGGGAGAGCCAACAAUUCCACGUACGGGCUGGCCGCAGCUGUCUUCACAAAGGAUUUGGACAAGGCCAAUUACCUGUCCCAGGCCCUCCAGGCGGGCACUGUGUGGGUCAACUGCUAUGAUGUGUUUGGAGCCCAGUCACCCUUUGGUGGCUACAAGAUGUCGGGGAGUGGCCGGGAGUUGGGCGAGUACGGGCUGCAGGCAUACACUGAAGUGAAAACUGUCACAGUCAAAGUGCCUCAGAAGAACUCAUAAGAAUCAUGCAAGCUUCCUCCCUCAGCCAUUGAUGGAAAGUUCAGCAAGAUCAGCAACAAAACCAAGAAAAAUGAUCCUUGCGUGCUGAAUAUCUGAAAAGAGAAAUUUUUCCUACAAAAUCUCUUGGGUCAAGAAAGUUCUAGAAUUUGAAUUGAUAAACAUGGUGGGUUGGCUGAGGGUAAGAGUAUAUGAGGAACCUUUUAAACGACAACAAUACUGCUAGCUUUCAGGAUGAUUUUUAAAAAAUAGAUUCAAAUGUGUUAUCCUCUCUCUGAAACGCUUCCUAUAACUCGAGUUUAUAGGGGAAGAAAAAGCUAUUGUUUACAAUUAUAUCACCAUUAAGGCAACUGCUACACCCUGCUUUGUAUUCUGGGCUAAGAUUCAUUAAAAACUAGCUGCUCUUAACUUACUGGGUAACUCUUUGUCCAUCUCAAUAACCAAAGGAAGGUGGGCAUGGUGGCUCACGCCUGUAAUCCCAGCACUUUGGGAAGCCGAGGCGGGUGGAUCACUCGAGGUCAGGAGUUUGAGACCAGCCUGGCCAACGUAGUGAAACCCUGUCUCUCACUAAAAAUACACAAAUUAGGCAGUCAUGGUGGCUGGCACCUGUAAUCCCAGCUACUUGGGAGGCUGAGGCAGGAAAAUUGGUUGAACCUGGGAGGUGGAGGUUGCAGUGAGUGGAGAUCAUGCCACUGCACUCCAGCCUGGGAGUCAGAGCGAGACUCCAUCUCAAAAAAAGUAAAUAAAUGAAAUAGCCUAAGGAAAUGCUGGCAGGCAGUAAUGAUAUGGCACACUGGAUAUGAUUUCUGCCCCUCCUCUGCUGUGGGUAAACAGCUUCUGUUUCAUGCAUUUACUUUUUUAUUUUAAUUACACCAAUAAGAAUGUGCUUGAAUGUUUCAUGCAUUUAAUUUGUUUCAUGCAUUUAACUUCUGGCCUGUUUACCUGUAGCAGGCUCUGAGAUGUGCUCUAGAGACAGAACCUAAACAUGAUGCCCAAGAGAGGGGAGAGAUACUGAAUGUCCAAUGUUCUCAAAUUUUUUUUUUUUUUUUUUUUGAGACAGGGUCUUGCUCUGCCAUCCAGGCUGGAGUGCAGUGGCACGAUCAUAGCUCACUGCUGCCUCGACCUCCUGGGCUCAAAUGAUCCUCCUGCUUCAGCUUCCUGGGCUAAUGUUUGUAUUUUUUGUGGAGAUGGGACUUUGUUAUGUUGCCCAGGCUGUUUUCAAACUCCUGGACUCAAGUGAUCCUCCCGCCUUAGCCUCCUAAGGUGCUGGGAUUACAGGUGUGAGCCACUGUGCCCAAUUCAGUUCUCAGUAAAAACUUGAUCAGGCCAAAUGAAAGUGACAUGGGCCAAUUUCAUAAUAGAUUGAUUUGGAAACCAGAUGUCAAUUUACUUACUUUAAGUGAGAUCUGUAUCUUCAGUAACCAGACCUCUUGAGUCUCCCACCCAGAACACUAUCUUCCUCUAGUCAAGAUACCUGGCAAAGGCCGGGCACAGUGGCUCACGCCUAUAAUUCCAGCACUUUGGGAGGCCAAGGUGGGUGGGUCACCUGAGGUUGGGAGUUCGAGACCAGCCUGACCAACAGGGAGAAACCCCAUCUCUACUGAAAAUACAAAAAAAAAAAAAAAAACUAGCCGGGCAUGGUGGCUCAUGCCUGUAAUCCCAGCUACUCAGGAGGCUGAGGCAGGAGAAUUGCUUGAACCUGGGAGGCAGAGGUUGCAGUGAGCCAAGAUUGCUCCAUUGUACUCCAGCCUGGGCAACAAGAGAGAAACUCCGUCUCAAAAUAUAAAUAAAUAAGAAAAAGAAGAAAUGGAAGCUGGGUUCAAGAGGGCAAUCAGCAGUCUCUACCAUCAUGUGAAACACCACUCUGUGAUUUGAGUCUUGACAAUGUAUUUUCUUUUUUUUUUUCUUCUUUUUUUUUUGAGACUGAGUCUCGGUCUGUCGCCCAGGCUGGAGUGCAGUGACGUGAUCUUGGCUCACUGCAACCUCUGCCUCCUGGGUUGGAGCAAUUCUCCUGCCUCAGCCUCCUGAGUAGCUGGGAUUACAGGUGUGCGCCACCAUGCCUGGCUAAUUUUUGUAUUUUUAGUAGAGACGGGGUUUUGCCAUGUUGGCCAGGCUGGUGUUGAAGGCCUGACCUCAGGUAAUCCACCCACCUCUGCCUCCCAGAGUACUGGGAUUACAAGUGUGAGCCACCGUGCCCGGCCAACUGUAGGGACCAGCCCCACAGGGUCGGUGGGUUUUUCUCCCCAUGUGCGGAGACGAGAGAUUGUAGAAAUAAAGACACAAGACAAAGAGGUAAAAGAAAAGACAGCUGGGCUUGGGGGACCACUACCACCAAGAGGCGGAGACCGGUAGAGGCCCCGAAUGUCUGGCUGCACUGUUAUUUAUUGGAUACAAAGCAAAAGGGGCAGGGUAAAGAGUGUGAGUCAUCUCCAAUGACAGGUAAGGUCACGUGGGUCACGUGUCCACUGGACAGGGGGCCCUUCCCUGCCUGGCAGCCAAGGCAGAGAUAGACAGGGAGAGAGAGAGACAGCUUACGCCAUUAUUUCUGCGUAUCAGAGACUUUUAGUACUUUCACUAAUUUUGCUACUGUUAUCUAAAAGGCAGAGCCAGGUGUACAGGAUGGAACAUGAAGGCAGACUAGGAGCGUGACCACUGAAGCACAGCACCACAGGGAGACGGUUAGGCCUCCGGAUAACUAAUGAUUAAUGAUAUUCAUAUAUAAUCAUGUCUGUGAUCUAGAUCUAGUAUAACUCUUGUUGUUUUAUAUAUUUUAUUAUACUGGAACAGCUCGUGCCCUCGGUCUCUUGCCUCAGCACCUGGAUGGCUUGCCGCCCACAGCCAACAAUGUGUUUUCAAUAUGCUCCCCAAACUACAGCAAACUCCUCUUAACUCGGGAUUUAGGGUGAUGCCCUACUUAUGCCUAACUUUAUCACCAGCUUAACCCUCAUCUCAUUAUAUAGGAUGAUAUUACUUCUAGGAAGAUUUUCUAUGUAUGGAGGGUGCAUCAUUUAAGAGUAUUUUAGGCCAGGCACUGUGGCUCAUGCCUGUAAUCCCAGCAUUUUGGGAAGCUGAGGUGGGUGAUUUGCUUCAGCCCACGAGUUCAAGAUCAGCCUGGCCAAUAUGGUGAAACCCCAUCUCUACAAAAAAAUACAAAAAUUAGCUGAGCGUGGUGAUGUGUGCCUGUGGUCCCAGUUACUCUGGAGGCUGAUGUGGGAGGAUCACUUGAGCCCAGGAGGUCAAGGCUGCAGUGAGCUGUGAUUGCACCACUUCACUCCAGCCCAGAGUGAGACCCCAUCUCUGAAAAAAACACAAAAAACAAGAAAAGAAUACUGCAAAGAACCUUGGUAGGGGUGAAUUGGAAAAAGUAGAGAAAUGUAAUAUUUCUUUCCUGCUGUACUCACUGUAACUGUGAGAGGAUCGGCUCUUUUAACCAACAGAUAAGAAAGGAAAUAUUAGCUAUGAAGAAAUGUCUAUCAAGUUGAUUUUGACAACCUAGACACAUUAAUCUCCUUGCACUUUUAGUGACAGGAACCCAUUAGAACCUUAAGCAGCUGUCUGAAGUAAAAACAAAGCUCUCAGGUGAUGAACCACCUAAUCUCCCUGGGUAUUCGGAUGUGGGUCAGUCACAGGAGUAUUAGGUGUAAAGCCGCUGCUUCUGGGUAGAGCCUCCACUUGUGGCUGCACAGAGGGCACAGAGAGCUUUUCCUUCAGCCCGGAGAAGCUUCCUAAGUGUGGGCGCCACCUUGUGGGACAUACAUUGAACUACGACGCUAUUUCUCCAAGAAUUAACAGGACAGCCCCUCCCACCGGUGUCCUUCCAACGAUGUUGCAUACAAUUUGGCUGUACAUUUGGCAGGCAGUGUAAUGAGGGAAUCAAAGACCAGGAUCACAUACUGGAAAGAAUUGAAAACAGAGACUCCCAACAAAAACUUGUACACGGACGUUCACAGCAGCACUAUUCACGACAGCUCAGAGAUGGAAUCAACCCAAAUAUCAGUCAAUAGAUGAAUGGACAGACAAAAUGUGACAUAUCCAUGCAGUGGAAUAUUAUUUAGCCAUAAAAAGGAAGGAAGUGCUGAUGCAUGUUGCGAUGUGGAUGAACCUUGAAAACAUGAUGCUGAGUGAAAGAAGCCAGACACAAAAGGAGAAGGACUGUAUGAUUUCACUUAUAGGAAAUAUCCAGAACAGGCAAAUCUAUAUAGAGAGAAGGUCGAUUGCUGGGGGCCCUGGGAAGGGACCAAGGGGGAGUGACUUCUAAUGGUGGGGUGCCCUUUUGGGGUGAUGAAAAUGUUUUGGAACCAGAUACAGGUGGUGGUUGUACAACAUUGUGAAUUUACUAAAUGCAACCAAAUUGCUCACUUAAAAACAACAAAUUCAGGCCAGGUGCAGUGGCUCACACCCGUAAUCCCAGCACUUUGGGAGGCCGAGGUGGGCGGAUCACAUGAGGUCAAGAGUUCGAGACUAGCCUGGCCAACAUGGUGAAAUCCCAUCUCGGCCGGGCGCGGUGGCUCACGCCUGUAAUCCCAGCACUUUGGGAGGCUGAGGCGGGUGGAUCACGAGGUCAGGAGAUCGAGACCAUCCUGGCUAACACGGUGAAACCCCGUCUCUACUAAAAAUACAAAAAAUUAGCCAGGCGUGGUGGUGGGCGCCUGUAGUCCCAGCUGAUCGGGAGGCUAAGGCAGGAGAAUGGUGUGAACCCAGGAGGCGGAGCUUGCAGUGAGCCGAGAUCGCGCCACUGCACUCUAUCCUGGGUGACAGAGUGAGACUCUGUCUCCAAAAAAAAAAAAAGAAACCCCAUCUCUACCCAAAAUACAAAAAUUAGCUGGGCAUGGUGGCUGGCACCUGUAAUCCCAGCUACUCAGGAGGCUGAGGCAGGAGAAUUGGUUGAACCUGGGAGGCAGAGGUUGCAGUGAGCUAAGAUCGCACCACUGCACUCCAGCCUGGGUGACAGAACGAGACUGUCUCAAAAAAAAAAAAAAAAAAAAGUGGCCAGGUGGUGCCAUGGCUCAUGCCUGUAAUCUCAGCAUUUUGGGAUACUGAGGCGGGUGGAUUACCUGAGGCCAGGAGUUCGAGAUCAGCCUGGCCAACAUGAUGAAAACCCAUCUCUGCUAAAAAUACAAAAAAUUGGCUGGGCUUGGUAGCAUGUGCCCAGCUACUUGGGAGGCUGAGACAGGAGAAUCGCUUGAACCUGGGAGGCAGAGGUUGCGGUUAGCCAAGAUUGUGCCACUGCACUCCAUGGGUGACACAGAGAGACUCUGUCUCAAAAAAAAAAAAAAAAAAGUAAAUGCUAUGUUAUGUGAAUUUCACCUCAACUGAAAAAAACAGGGUCCCAGAGCUGGUCAGGGGAACUUGGACAAACCACACAACUUCUGAGCUUCCAUUUCCUCACAAUCUCUGCAGUCACUUCCAACUCUCAUUUGGCUUAUUCUGUGAAGGAUAAAACAGAGCUGACAUUUGUUCAUUUGUAUUGAUUUUAUUUACAUUUUUCAAAAGGAAAUAGAUGCAGAUGGUAUAGAAAGUUUCAGUGAAAUGUAAAUCUGAUGCCCAAUCCUGUGGCCCCAAGAAGUAUUAACUGUGCACCCACUACAUGCCAGGAACUGUACUUGGAGCCUUCUCAAGAGCUUCUUAACAAUAUUUUCAUUUUUUAUAUUUUUUAAUGACAGGGUCUAACUCCGUCGUCCAGGCUGGAGUGCAGUGGUGCGAUCAUAGCUCACUGCAGCCUCUACCUCCUAGGCUCAGGUGAUUCUUCUGCCUCAGCCUCCCAAAUAGCUGGUACUACAAGCAUGUGCCACCACAGUCAGCUAAUUAUUUUUGGAGAGUCAGGGUUUCACUAUGUAGCUCAGGCUGGUCUUCAGCUCCUGGCUUGAAGUGAUCCUCCUGCCUUGGCACAUAGAAGGGGUUACAAUAUACAUAUAUUAGAGUGAGAGCAUAGAUGUGAUGCCUGGCGAUAUGGCUUACUUAUGAGACAGCACCUGACCUACAGCCAUCUAUGACUCCUACUGUAUCUUCCAUGCCAGGAGUAAGGGUGAGGAUACCUGGCAAUAAUAAAAAUAAUAACCUGAGAGUCUAAUGGCUUAUUUUUUGUAGAGAUGGGGUCUCACUGUGUUGUUUAGGCUGGUCUUGAACUUCUGGGCUCAAGUGAUCCUCCCACCUCAGCCUCCUGAGUAGCUGGGAUUAUAGGCGUGCACUACCAUGCAUAUAUAUAUAUAUUUUUUUUUUUUUUUGAGAGAGAGAGAGAGAGAUGGAGUCUUGCUAUGUUGCUCAGGCUGGUCUCGAACUCCUGGCCUCAAGUCAUCCUGCUGGCUUGGCCUCUCAAGUGCUAGGAUUACAGGCAUGAGACACUGGGCACAGCCCUAAUAGCUUAUUUUUAAAGCUAUAUCAAAAUGUCAUGCACCUGAACAUUUGAAGUAACCUCUCUGAUAGUACGGAUAUUUAUCCCCUCAAAAUCUCAUGUUAAAAUGUAAUCUUCAGUGUUGGAGGUGGGGCAAGGUGUGAGGUGUUAGGAUCAUGGGGGUGGAUCCCUCAUGAAUGGCUUGGUGUCCUCCCCCAUGGUAAUGAGUUCACUCAAGAGCUGGUUGUUUAAAAGGUGACGUGGACCUAAUCCCUGUUGGACUGAACAAAAGGGGACGAACACAGCAAUAAAGAUAAAGACCAAAGAGUAUAUUUGGAAGAAGGGGUCAGGGGGCUCCUUGCUUCUAGUGAAAAAGGGCCCUGAGCUUUAGUGCCCUUUGUAUUUAUUGGGUAAAGGAGAUAGGGAGAAGGGGGGGUGGUUGUCGGUCAGCAGCUUGAUUCACAGCAGGCUCACAAGAUUGCAUUCUUUGAACAGUAGGCUCUAGAUGUCUCAGUAGAUAACCUCAAAGAGCAUGGCGCCAGGGAGUGAUUGCCCUCAGCGAACCUUCUGGCGGCUGAAGCAGAAGUGAGUUUGCCCACAUUCUGCAUUUAUGAUAAACAGUUUGCUGUUUGAUCAUAUAGCCUCAGUGGAAUGCUGAGUUGGUCACAACCCAUGGGCAUUCAGCUCUCUACAUUUCCCCCUUUCUGUUUAUGAAUUAAUUGAAAGAAUGUAAGGCCAGGCUGGGCAGCUCUCAUUUUCUGAUUGGCAGUCCAUCCAAUUUUACAGACUAUGAACAGAAGACAGAGACAAAACAACAUUAUUCCAAGGACUACAUAUAAGAUGUUAAUGUGGUGCUUUAGACAGGUCCAAGGGUUGAGGCUCUCCAGGCCUUGCUGGAAUUUGGUCUAGUCUUCUAAAGAAGGCUGAAACUCUUGAGUUUGUUUAUUUAAAUCAAGAAUUUUGUUUUGUAAUUCACCGAUAUCAAAGGUGAUGUUGGAUGUGCAAGCUCCCUGCAAAUGGGCUUUCACAAGGUCCCAUGGAUACUCACUUUGGUUAUAUUCUAAGUUGGUUACACAAAUAUGAGUGUGAUUAAAAUGAUGGUGCAAUUGCUGUUGCAAUUGCAAGCUUUGUACUUGUUCUCCUAACUGUAGAGCCGUGGAUUUCAACAAUGCCACUUCAGUUUGUAACUCAGUGUUAAUUUUAUUCUGAAGUGGCCAUGCUUGGUUGGCUAUACGCAUCCAGUUUUCCAUGUACUGAGUUGUUUGAAUAGAACUAUGCAAAGCUACAGAGGACAUCACAACGGAAGUUAUUAAUGUGACCAAGGAAACAAUAGCAAAAAUUAUCAUGCCUAAGGCUCUAUGGGCACAAUGAGUAAGUUGAGUUAGAAGAUGUUUCAUGAAGUGCAAAGCAGGUGUGGUAGCCCAAGGCUGGGACAGAUUAACAGGAAUCCAUAGCCCAGGGAUGCGACCCAAAAUUAUCAAAGUAGAGACAUUAUGUGUUUGCAAUGUGCUAUGAUUAAUGCAGUGACAUAACUGGCAAGAUUUACAGGUCAAUUGGAUAUUGUUUACCUGGAGCUGGUCCUUCUUAGUUGCCAAAAAAGACAUAAGGAUUAAAAAGACAAACCAUAAA